AACUUACUAAUCAAUCAACAUAACUUUUGGCAUUGUAAAGCUCACUGAUGAAACAGAGGCAAACAACAUUGGGAAAACUACGACAUCAGAUAAACUUGCAAUACCAACUUCUGUUUUAGAGAAUAUUGAGGAAAUAGGAAGACAAAGGAAACCUGCAACAGAGGGAGCUACAAUUAAACAAGAUUCCCAGGUUGUUAAACAAAAUAAUGAGAUGAAUGAAGAGAAGACAGAAAUAGGAAUUGUUUCAAACAAUAGAGUUGAGGUUACGCAAGCUUCUACAGAUCCUCGUACAAGAUUGGAAAAGUAUAAGCAGUUCGUUGAUCUCAAUGAUUCACAAAUUUCUCUGCUAGUGGAGGCGAUAGCAGCAUAUCCUCAUCUUUGGAAUUCCUGUGAGAAGUUCAAUGAUCGUUUUCGAGCUUGGAUGUUGAAAACAUUGGCAGAUAUGUUGUUGUUCCUUCGAAGUGAAAGUGUUGGUAGUGUUGAUCCUGAGAGAGAAAAGGAGUUCCUUGAACUGUGUGAUGAAGCUGUUCAACUUGGAUUUGAGAGGUCGUGGGUUGAUGAUAUGCGUCAACGUGUUGUGGGAAGGGAUCAUAAGUUGGAGCAUGCAAGGGCACAAAUUGGUGAGCUUCUUAAAAGACAUCAUCAUUUAACUCAGGAACUAGACAGUAUAAAGGUGCCAAUUGGUGAACUUGUUAAGAGACACGAUCAUUUAACUCAAGAACUGCACAAUAUGAAGAAAGAACUUAGGAGUAUUAAUGACUUUUUUGAUGCUCCCACAAAAUGUUUCGACUUUUUGUGAUUUGGAAGUUCUGGUCAAACACUUUGGUUUUAUGUAUUUUAUGUUUCUCUGAGACAUACAUUUAGUCUUAUUUGGAUUCUUCUAAGAAUGAGUGUGAGUUUCUGAAUACACUGUUAUAUAUGGGGUGGAUAAAGCAAGAUGUUU
This is a messenger RNA of Vigna unguiculata (cowpea), 943 nucleotides long. Its product is annotated as putative disease resistance protein At4g10780. NCBI's taxonomy places the organism in Eukaryota, Viridiplantae, Streptophyta, Magnoliopsida, Fabales, Fabaceae. The record is from RefSeq and is a predicted model, not a curated record. Gene Ontology annotation, molecular function: ADP binding.